GGCAGAGAGCAAGAAAGGGGGCGGGGUUUAUUUGGCACAACAGCAGCGCCACUUUUGAGCGAACCUUCAUAUCUCUAACAAAAACAUGCAGCAGAAGACGGACAAACACCACAACAAGACUGAAACAACAGAAGAGCUGUCGGUUACAUGUUGAAGUUCAAAGAUGGUUCAAGACAGUGCGCAGAUUCGACGGCAGGGUGGCCAGGAUUUUCAGACGUACUAUGACUCUGUCUGUGCCAGACAGGAACUGGUCCCUCUCCCUGCUGUUAUGAUCAGCCUCGACAAAGGGAUGCUGGACUUUAAUGGAGACAGGGUGAAACUCACAGACUGGCCACCCAUUCUCAGUUCUAUCUGCAUCAACAAGCACCUGCAUCAUAUUGCAAUAAGUAGCACAUACCAAGCUAGUCUUGGUUCUGGAGAUGCAGAAAGAAGGUACUUAAAGUCUAACUUCAAGAAGAAGAUUCCGGCUGUUCGCUCUAAGGACAUGACAUUUAAGUUGUGCAAGGCCUUGAGAGAGUGUCUGGGUGUUUCUCCCAACCUCAAGACUCUGCAGCUCAAUGGACUUCCAUUAAGAGAGAGGGACCUCAUCACCUUGACAAAGGGUUUGGCUAAAAGUCUUUCCUUGGAAAACCUGUCACUUGCAAACUGUCCAAUCACUGACGAGGGUUUAGAGGUCAUCUGCCAAAGUGUUAAGUAUUCUACAAGCAUCAGGACAGUAGAUUUUACAGGAUGCAAUCUUACCUGGAGAGGGGCAGAGCAUAUGGCCAACAUCAUCAAGCAUCAGGGAAUGCAGAGGCAUGGCACUGCAUGGGCGGAGUCUCUGAGGUACCGACAGCCACAGCUGGAGGGAAUGAGAGGUCUCCGCCGGGUCACCCUCAACCGUAACACUUUGAUUGGGGACCGGGGUGCAGCUGCUCUCGCAAACGAACUGGUUGAGGACCUCUGGGUAAAAGCUGUGGACCUACAGAGGUGUGGUCUGUCCAACGAGGGAGCUCGUCGUUUGCUGGAAGCCUUGAAAACAAAUACUGCUCUUUGUGUUCUGGAUAUUCGAAGUAACCCUUUAGUGGACAAGGUGCUAAUUAAAACUAUGAUAGAAAAAGUGCUGAUGAAUACUAAAGGACAGUCACCGGAGUACUGCUGGAUCAAGCCUGAAGCCACAGAGCCACAGAGAGCUCCUGGUCCAAGGAGGCGUUCACUGCCCAUCACUGUCAGAGGGAAAGGCACAGUGAGAAUAGCCCCUCGUAAAGGCGCCUCUCAAGGAGGACGGAGUACAGGUGGUACUCAGAAACGCUCCCGCCAUGUGCCUUGGCAUGCUGCUGCGCGAGCUGGACGCCAGAGAGGUAUGCCUCCUGGAGUUUGUGUGAUGGAUCAAAGCUUUCAGGGUGCAGCUACUGUGAAAGUAACCAUGGAGUCAGAUUCUGAGGGAGAUGAAGAAGAGGAAGAAGUGGUGAUUGAAGUGGAGCAGAAACCAUCUUCCCCUCAUCUCCAGGACAGGAUCAAUGGACGGGAGUUUACUCGUAUGCAGAUGGAGCUAAAAGAGUGUCGUCUGAGAAUGGCAGAGGAGCGCAGGGCCAGACUAAAAGCUGAGUCAAGGCUCAUGGAGUUUGAGUUGGAGAACGCCCGUCUCCGUGACACCAACCUCUCCCUGUCAGAGGCACUUGUAGUAGCCGGCUCUGCAUCAGCAGCACCUGCUGUGGCGGCUCUUGAAGAUGAGGCAGUUCUCGAGAGCAUUGAGAGCUCAUUUACAAAGUUCCAUGCUUUCCUGGAUCUCCUCAAGGAUGCUGGCCUCGGUCAACUAGCUUCAAUGGCUGGAAUCGACAAAUCAGAUUUCCCUGCUCCAGAAAGACCUCAGCUGUCUUCUACAAUCAGACCUCAGUUAGGCUGUGAAGAAUCACUGGCAAGAGGAGAGUAUCUGGAUGUUCGGGCAAAAAGUGAUGCUCCUUCUUUGGAAGGCAGCAUUCUGCCCUCUCAGCCUGCUAAAGUGGCUGACACCACCACUCCAGGAUCUCCACCCUCUGUCAAGGAGUCCUUUAGUGAAGACAGGCUGCUUGAUGAGACCUUCAAACAGGCUCAUGGACCCUCAGGUGACACUGGUGUUGGUGGUGCAGAGGAAGCAGAUAAAUACUCACUGCCUGAUACCCAGCAUGACUCAGGCUCUGAACACAGUUUCCGUAGCCAAAAAUCCUUUGACAGAGUUUCCAGUGGUAAAACUUUUCAGACUCAAACAAACCCACCCAAGAGCAACAGCAGCUCUCACAAAAGCAACGGGUCCAAUGGAUACAGCUUCCACAAGAGCUAUGCUAACAGUCAUUCUUCUCGUAGCAGUGGGUCUCACAGUGGAUAUUCGGGAAGAUCAAGCGUUAGUGACAAUAUGAGUGACAGGGCAGAGUCUGUGGGAUCAGUGGGGUCAAGGAACAGAGGGCAGGGGAGGCUGGUGACUGUAGGACAGUCUGGGUCAGACGGCUCAGAUGGGUCAGAGGGGAGAGCCUAUCCAGGGAGGGAGACUCUGGAGCAGAUCAAGGCUCUGGUCAGUCUGGGAGGGCAUUCAGAUAAUGAUUCCUUCUGACCAGAGGGAUGUGAAUAUCUCCUCCUCAGUGCCUUCUGCUGUAAGUGCUUCCUGUUUCCCCUUCAGACUGUUAAUCACUUAAAGAGUGACUGAUGUAGAUUUUGUACAUCUGGCUUUCAAAGUCUGGAUUCAAAGCAGAGGCAAAUUUAAAAGUUCUAUAGAAGAAGAAUCUAGUUACUGAUAGACACGACUAAAAAUGAAAAAAAAAAAAAAAACUUUUGUUGAAUUAUACUAAAAAAACUAAGAGUAGUGUUAGGAUGGACUUUUGGCUUUCCAAGCUAAAAUCCACCUCGACCAAUUCUUAUUUCGGAUCCACAAAUCAAGUUCACCCCAAAUGAUUCUGUUGUUUAUCACAACCUCUCAAACCUCAGAGAGAGAUCAGAACCUCUAAGCCAGUUCAUGGGACUAUUUUUUUAAUAAAAAAAGUUCUGUUUCUUGUUGACCUUUUUUUACACAGUAUUUUUCAUUGUGAUCAAUGUUUAAUUUAUGCUUUUAAAAGCUUUGAUGAAUCAGAAUUGUACCCUUUGUUUAUACUGUAAGGACAUGCUGCACUAGUGAAUGUUUUUCUAAAUAAACAUGUUAGCAGUUUGUUGUUUUCAUUGUCAAAAAGAAAAGGCCAACUGUUACUUUAAAGUUUGAAUGUUAUAAAACAUCAACCAUACUACCUUCACUAAUGAAAUCAGUGUGUUCCAAAUAAAACAACUUCUGUUUUUUAAUAAUA
Notolabrus celidotus (New Zealand spotty) is the source of this 3287-nucleotide messenger RNA. It is a transcript of the gene cep78, whose product is annotated as centrosomal protein 78. Gene Ontology annotation, cellular component: centrosome. Bases 164 to 2566 code for a protein of 800 amino acids. The transcript has 16 exons. Lineage: Eukaryota; Metazoa; Chordata; Actinopteri; Labriformes; Labridae. Gene Ontology annotation, molecular function: protein binding. The record is from RefSeq and is a predicted model, not a curated record.